Molecule: messenger RNA, 2647 nt
Organism: Blepharisma stoltei
Lineage: Eukaryota; Ciliophora; Heterotrichea; Heterotrichida; Blepharismidae
Source: the annotation of a GenBank genome assembly
AUGAUCGCCCCAAAGGUCUCUCGGACCAACUCCAUUCAAGAAAUAAAAGAUCUAGAAGAGCCUUCAAAUAAUCUGGGAGAUAACCAAACAACUUUUUAUAAUAUCGAUACAGAUCGAGACAACAAGACCCCCAAGCCUGCACUCAACUUUCGCAGCAAAGUUGUCGAAAUUCUUGAUUCCUACUACAUGAUGUGCUUUAUGGGCGUUUUAUCAAUUUGAACAUUAUUUGGUGAUGAUAUUCGUACAGCCGCUUGCACAAAAUCAGAUGACGAUACUUUCUACGCAGUUGCAACUGCUUGCUUUUCAGUUUUUGGAUUCGAAUUUCUUGUAUGUUGUGCAUGUAAGGACAAGUAUAUUUUCUCCUUCUAUUUCUGGCUUGAUUUGGUAUCCACACUUUCAUUAAUUCCUGAUAUAGGAUGGAUGUGGGAUCCAAUUAUAGGAGUUGACGAAAAUGAUGAAGGAGGCGAAUCAGUCUAUAAGCAAGCUAACCAGCAGUCAAGCUUCGCUACAAGUGCAGCCAAGGUGCUAAGAAUUGUAAGGCUGAUAAGGCUGAUUCGUAUUGUGAGGCUUUAUAAAAGUGCAUCCUCGGCUAUUGAGAAGCAUGAGUCAGAUAGUGAAGAUGAAGAAGAAGUCAUAAUUCCCAAGGAAUCACAAGUAGGAAAAAGGCUCAGUGAUUUGACUAUAAAAAGAGUGAUUAUUAUCAUUCUAUGUCUGUUAUUUAUACUCCCGUUUUUUGAUACUGAAAUGUAUUUAACCAAUUAUACCAGCUGGGACUAUGGGAUUCAAGAAAUUGAAGCUUUUAAAGGGAACACUGAUGUAGCUACAGUUAUAAAUGAGUACAUCUCGUACCACGAAGACGACAGAAGGCCAAUUAUAUAUUUCAUUAUCGUUGUACCAAAAAUUCAGUUGUUUUACAGUUGGUCCAGCUCUACUCAAAUAUCGGACUUACGGUAUAAUGAGAAGCAUUUUGCAACUGGAGACUUUUCAGUUGCGGUGUUUGACCUGAGAGAAGACACAAAAUUUGCAGCACAAUUAAAUAUAUGCCAAACAAUUUUCAUUUGCAUUGUACUGACCUUAGGGGCUAUUUAUUUCUCAAAAGAUGCGGAAGAUCUUGUUAUUAAACCGAUCGAAAAAAUGGUCGAAAGGGUGCAUUUCAUAGCAAAAAACCCUAUAUCAGCAGCCCAUAAGAGGCACGAGUCUGCAUAUGAUGUAAUUUUAAAGCAAAAAAAGAAGUUUUUAUGCUUCAAAUUAAAAGACAAUGAAGAUAAAGCUAAAUUUGAAAUCGCUCUAUUAGAAGAUACCAUUAUAAAAAUCGGUGUUUUAUUAGCGCUUGGCUUCGGUGAAGCUGGAGGUGCUAUAAUUGCAUCAAAUAUGGAAAAAGGUGGAGAUCUAGAACUUGUAAAGGGUAAUAAAAUUGUUGCAGUUUUUGGGUUUUGUGAUAUAAGAAACUUCACUGACUCUACAGAAGAGCUUCAAGAAGCUGUUAUGGUUUUUGUCAACGAAAUCGCGCGAAUUGUCCAUUCAAUGGUUGAUACUUAUCACGGAGCUGCCAAUAAAAAUAUUGGAGACGCAUUUUUACUUGUAUGGAAAUUUUCAGAAAAAGAUUUUGCAGCUACAAAUGAUGGAGGAAUCCAAGCAAACCCAGACUCAAUGAAAGCUAAAUACAUCCCCGAUUUAGCCUUGUUUUCAUUCUUGAAAAUUUUAGCUAAAAUUAAUAAAGAUCCGGUGAUCCUCAAAUAUAGAGAGCAUACCAAGCUGAAUUUAAGAAUGCCGAACUAUGAAGUAAAAAUGGGCUUUGGGCUGCAUAUAGGCUGGGCUAUUGAAGGAGCUAUUGGAAGCCAGUUCAAAAUUGAUGCAAGCUAUUUAUCACCACAUGUAAACAUGGCAUCAAGAUUUGAAGCUGCAACAAAACAAUAUGGAGUCCCUCUAUUAUUUAGCGGGUCUUUAUAUGACUAUUUGAGUCCUAAUGUUCAAGCUUACUGUAGACAUAUUGAUACAGUAACUGUGAAGGGAAGUAUUCUUCCUAUCAGAAUCUAUACAAGUGAUUCCGAUUUUUCUGAAUUUACACCAUCGAAAGGAAGGGAGAGAACCAAGCAGCAGUCAAGGCACAAGAGAAGAAUUCUUGAGAAAAAAUUGGAAAGCGAAACGUUGAAGUCUUAUGAACUUUAUGAGCUUUCUAACUCCCCUUGGUUAGCAAGUAAAGAGAUUAGAAUAAUACCUGUUUUUCGAAAAUUAUUGCUAGCAAGCAAAAAAUUACAUAUAAUAACUUGAUUUAUAAUUAAUUUAUUUCAAAUAUUUAAAAUAUUCGAUUUUUAAUCAGGAUAAAGUUCUUUGUAUAUAAUUUCAACAUAAACUUUAAAGAAGAUCAGGCAUUUGCUGGCAGAAAAAUUUUCUCGCUAACCAUAGAGGAAAUAAGGAAAUUCAAUUGAUGAAAAAGCCUUUUACAAGAGAAUUUUACAGAGUUUUUGCUGAUGGAAUGAAAGGGUAUAUUGAAGGGAAAUGGAAUGAUGCUAAAGAAAGAUUUGAAGAAUGCUUAAAAUUGAGGCCAAGAGAUGGGCCAUCUCUAACUCUUUUAGGAGUUAUGUCAGAGUGUGACUUUGAAGUCCCGAAUGAUUGGAAAGGCUAUAGAGUUUUAACUGAAAAAUAA